UCCCCCUCCUCCCUGUCCUCUGACAGGUGAUGUGUGGUUCUUGGUGUUUGCUGCCCUCCGCUGGUCAGGGGGAUGCACUGCACCCUCCCAGACUCCUGAUGCUGGGCCCCUGAGGUGUGGUUCUGGCCCCUGAGCGGGGGGGGUCCUGAUUCUCACUAACAAACGUGUUAUGGCGCUAUAGGAGGGAUCUGCUUGUUUUGUCGGCCUUCAGAGCAAUCACAGACUGAAGAUCAAACAGUUUUUUUUAUUUCAAAAGAACAAUGCCACACGCUUUCUGCCUUAUAAACAUUUUGUCACAGAAUAUAGGAAUAUGCAAAUCAUUUGUUCAAGUGAAAGUAGCUUAUAGUUCGUCCACAAAACGUCAUUUUUGUUCUAGAUUGUAUCUGUGCUUGUGACUGCAUUCAAUCAGAUUUGAUUCUUGUCAUAUUUGGUUAUCCUUUAUGCAUUGCCUGCCUGUUCUAGUACAGACACACACGCUCCACACAUAAACACACACCCCCUUACACCAUGAGCCCGCCACCCGGAAAUCUUUCAACACAAUCAGUGCAACUAGAUUCCCAGAGCUGUGCGUUAUAAAUCUGGACUGUGCUUGAGAGACGCCCAGAGACGUCAAUCUGUUUGGAGAUUAGAGCCUCGACGCUGUGAAUCCAGGACAGAAGAGCCCCUGGAGACCCAAGCCUGACCAGGCCUGCUGCUCCGCCCCCAGCUCGGCCUGCUCAUCACCAGGCUGCCUGCACCUUAAGCCCCACAACAGGAUAGCAGCCUGCUUCGGUCUGGACGUCACUCACACACUGUGUCAUUCCCUCUACUGUACACAGACACAGCGGCGGUCUGCUGUAUGAAAGAGUUGAAUGAGCGUAAAGAGGAUCUGCCAGUGAUGAAGAGGACUGUCCUGUUGGAGUGAGCUAGCGUGAGCGAGCGAGUGUGGGCGCCUGUUUCUUGUGUCAGUGUGCUCCUUCCCAGAGUGGGCCGACUGACUUGCUGCCAAACUGGCGAAUCGAGCGGGUGGAGACUGUCUGGUUGGAUUCCGCCCUGAGGACUGCGUCCUGGCUGAGCUCCAGAUGCCCCAGGCCAGCGUGGAGGUGACGCAGGGUAGGACGGUGGUGCUACAGGCCUGGUACAGCCCUAGCACCAACAUGGAAAGGAACGUAAUCCUCUGGAACUAUGUAGCCACCGACUCCAAACUGAUCAUCUCCUACACGUCAGACUCGCUGAGCUUUGGGGAGUCUCCUCUUAAGGGUCGUGUUGGCUUCACAGCCACCAUGCCCUCCACCAACGUGUCGCUCUACAUCAACAACACGCGGGAGUCCGACUCAGGAAGCUACAUGUGCCAGGUCCUCUUUCCUGGAACAGGCACCGUUAGUGGAAUAGGCACCACCAUCCUCAACGUCAAGGUGCCCCCUGCUGUUCCGGAGUGUUCCAUGUCGGGGAAGCCUGUCCUGAAGGCUAACGUGUCUCUGAGCUGCAUGUCCGGCUCUGGGAAGCCCGUCCCCGUCUACAGGUGGCAGAAAACCACGCCACAGUCCCAGUACUUCUUCGCUCCGCACCAGAACGAGGUAACAGGCGUUCUGAAGUUGACCAACCUGAGCAGCAACAUGUCUGGGAAGUACGUGUGUACCUCCAGCAACACCGCAGGGGAAGAACGCUGCAUCAUCAACCUGGAGGUCAUCACCUCCACCAACUCAGGGAUGAUUGCUGGAGCCACAGUUGGCUCAGUGUUCGGCUUCAUCUUCAUUUUCCUCUUCCUCAUCUUCCUCCUGAAGAGAAGGAGAGACACGGAGGAAGAUCUAGCCAAUGACAUCAAGGAGGAUGCCCAGGCACCCAAGCGCGUCUCAUGGGCUAAGAGUGGCUCAGGCUCUGACAUCAUCUCUAAGAACGGCACGCUGUCCUCCAUCACCUCCAGCCCUCACCAGAGGGCCCCCUACCACCACCACCCCGCGCUGCAGCAGUACCCCCAGCGGCCGCCCUCCGACACCGCCUCCAUCCUCACCACUGCCGGCAGCACGGCCGGCUACCGGCCCCGCCAAGCCUCCCCCACCCCCGCCUACGGCUACAGCAGCAGCAGCGCCCCGCGCGGUGAGCCGGCCAGUAAUGGCAGCUCCCUGGCCAGAACAGAGCGCUCCACGCCCCUUCCCCAGACCCACCCCCAGACCUACGCCCAGGUGCCACGCCCCCAGACCCUCCCCCAGACCCAGCCCCAGACCUACGCCCAGGUGCCACGCCCCCCGCCCCUGCCUUCCUCUGUGGUCACGGCCUCCAACAUCUCCAGGAUGGGGGGGGUGCCCAUCAUGGUGCCGGCCCAGAACCAGGCGGGCUCUCUGGUGUAGCAGAGAGGUGAGAGGCCGUCCUGAGAGACGUCUUCCAAAGGGAACACUGCUUAAAUAGUUGAUUUCCAGUUUAAUUCAAGUGCUUCAAAGCUUGAACAGGAUCUCAAGAGAUAACAUUUGAUUCAGUCAACAGGCAGGGGCAAGACCUCCAAACACAGACUGGGUUACUGAACAAGGAAAAUGCUUUAUUUCACUUUAUACUCACUAAUUUUUUAUAUUUGAUAAAUACUGCAGAAACGUCCAGACAGCGAUUGCAGACUGUUACAGCAUCUUCUUUUCUUUUGGAUCAAACAAUGUUUGUUUUUUUACACGAUUCUUUCAGUGCAGGUUUAACAAGUCAUUCGUUAUGACCAAGGAUAUUAUCAAUUCCAAACAGAUUUGUUGAGUAGAUGUAAGGGCAUAAGUUUGAUUAUACAUGUUUGAUUAUACAUUUUUGAUUAUACAUUUUUUUAAAGGCAAAUCUGUUCCCCCAACUUUUUAUGAAGAAAAUCGUCUUUUACAGGCGUAACCGUAGUUAGUAAUAAAGCUGUCCCCCGUAUCUGGAAACAACCCUAUGCCCGUGUGUUGAUGUCUUGGACAGAUGAGUUUGAAGAACACAAUUAUAAUCCCACAUACUGUACUGAAGGUUUUCUUUCAUUUUCUGUAAUAUUUUCUUGACAUUCUAUAGUUUAGAACAGUAAUCAUAGAGAUGAUUAUAACCUUCACCCUGGUCGGGUACUGGGCCAGCC
Messenger RNA from Hypomesus transpacificus, 3055 nucleotides. RefSeq names its product endothelial cell adhesion molecule a (gene esama). NCBI's taxonomy places the organism in Eukaryota, Metazoa, Chordata, Actinopteri, Osmeriformes, Osmeridae. The coding region runs from base 1062 to 2327 and encodes 421 amino acids. Gene Ontology annotation, cellular component: adherens junction; plasma membrane. The transcript is spliced from 7 exons. Gene Ontology annotation, molecular function: cell-cell adhesion mediator activity. Gene Ontology annotation, biological process: homophilic cell-cell adhesion. The record is from RefSeq and is a predicted model, not a curated record.